AUGCUUGACCCUUCUGGUGACUUCAACCAAGAAAAGCGUCUUAGAAAGAAGUUGCGUCGUCAACUGCAACAAGACCGCGAUAACGAGUGGACACAGUAUAGCGGCAAAAUGAAAAUUUGUUCCCCUGCCCUUAACACUGCCGAUGGAGUGGCUGUCGGUGAAGCAACACUUCCAACUUGGUGGAAUCACUUCAAGACUUUGCUGAACCGGCAAGCACCAUCUGUUCCUGAACUCGAUCCUGAAGCACGUUCAUAUGCCGACACAUGCGGUUGA
Necator americanus (New World hookworm) is the source of this 273-nucleotide messenger RNA. RefSeq lists its product as uncharacterized. The record is from RefSeq and is a predicted model, not a curated record. Lineage: Eukaryota; Metazoa; Nematoda; Chromadorea; Rhabditida; Ancylostomatidae. The coding region runs from base 1 to 273 and encodes 90 amino acids. The transcript is spliced from 2 exons.